Messenger RNA from Stegodyphus dumicola, 992 nucleotides. RefSeq lists its product as uncharacterized. The record is from RefSeq and is a predicted model, not a curated record. Lineage: Eukaryota; Metazoa; Arthropoda; Arachnida; Araneae; Eresidae.
UUUUUUCUUUUUUUUUUCUUUUCUUUUUUUUUUUUCCAUAGCCAGAAAAGAAGUUUCGGUUAUAUUUAACCCUUUAUCUACGGAAGAAGAAGAUCAUUUCUCAUCUCUGUUGCAAUACUAUUCAAGGCGGGAAGCUGUUCUUCAGUUGAACUACAAGCCCUUUUUAUUUAGCUGUUUUACCUCAUUAUUGAAAUAACGAUGAAAUUUCAGCUGUUUUUGUCUUUGUUUCUCUUCUUGGCUUCGUCAAGCAUUGUCAGUUCACAAUUUGAUGACUGUUUACCAGAUAUGUGUAGUGAUGAAGGACCAGAUAUACAACCUUACCUGGAUUUGCUUUAUGUACUUGAAAAUAACAUUAAUUUUACAUUAAGUUUGCCAAACAGCAGUUGGUGGAUGGUGAAAUUCUACAAUGGCAAUAUAACGAGGGAUGAAUUUGAUUACGAAUGCGCUUGCCCACUGCGUAAACAGGAUGAUCAAGUCUUCAUCACUUUUCAUCUUCAAAAUAUGUUAGAUAUAUGGUACAACUGGGAAAUUGGCUCCAGUACUUUUAAAUUGCAGGGCACUAUUCAAAUUACAUCUUGUAUCGAUGACUUGAAAAUCCAUUUAUUGGAUGAGUAUGGGGGAUACAAGAUAAAAGAAGUUGAAGUAGAAACCCAACGGAUUUUUAGCGUCAUUAUUUAUGGUGCAUUUUCCGAUUACUUCGACAAGUUGCCGCAGGAAUAUUAUGAAAUGAUUGUACAAGCAUCGUCAGUUCCUGCGAAGAAAAUUAUCGAGGAGACGUACUUUAAAGCCUUUUCGCAACUAUUGAAGAAGAGGUACCGCAGAAAAAAUAAUACAACAAAAUUAAUUAACGUUAUUACCAAAGAGAGUGCAUCGCAGAGUAAAAAACACCAAAAAUUGUGAGUAAUAUCAUUUGAAUUGCAUCAUUCACAGUUCUUAUCAAUUGUAUUUUGAACAUUUUUAUUUCUGUAAUAAAGGUGUGUUGUUUUCCAAAU